AUGCGAGCAACGGCGAAGGACCCCCACCGCGGAGCCGUCCUCGUUUUCUUGCCCGGGCUCGGAGAGAUCACGCAGCUGAUGUCCAAGCUAACAGAUGACAGCACAAUGUCAUCGAAGUGGUGGGUCUUGCCGCUUCAUGCCAAUCUUCCACCCGAGGAGCAGCAGCUGUGCUUCAGCACGUCACUACCGGCAGGUUGUACGCGGAAGAUCAUCUGCUCAACGAACGUCGCAGAGACUUCUGUGACUGUUCCUGACGUUACCGUGGUCAUCGACACCUGCCGAGAGCGUCGGAACCAGGUUGAUCGACACAGCAACACACCGAUGCUACGCGAGCAGUGGUGUGCCCUGGAUUCCUUGAAGCAGCGCCGCGGUCGCGCUGGACGCGUCCAGCCCGGGGUUUGUCUGCGGCUCCUCCCGGAGAGGCACUUAGAGCGCUUGGAUGCCGUGUCGCCCCCGGAGAUGCAGCGAGUGCCAUUGGAGAACGUCUAUCUGCAGGUGUGCGCCAGCGGCAUCGACGACAGGCCCGGUUUCCUGGCAAAGACGCCGGAUCCGCCCGACGAGCUCUCGGUGCUCUUCGCGGAGGCGGCAUUGCGCGACCUCGGGGCGCUCGACCCGUCACAGCCCGACGGCCUGACGCCGCUUGGCCGCCACUUGGCUGCCCUGCCCUGCCACCCGCGCCUGGGCAAGAUCCUGGUGCUCGGUUGCCUGCUGGGUGAGCCGAGCCCCUGCUUGAGCAUUUGUGCCGCAAUGUCUGUGCGGAAUCCGAUGAUGACGACUCAGGACACCAGCAAGCGGGCGAGCUGGCAAAGCGCAAGGAUGGAGAUGGUGGCAGAAAUCGGGACCCGGAGCGACCACUGCGCGUGGGCUCACAUCGUGCAAGAGUGGCGCUUCGGCGACAUGAAGCAGCGGGAGCUCUGCAAGAAGCUGGGGCUCUCCUUCGAGCGCAUGGCCUCCUCCAUGUUCGAGCGCCGGCACUUGCUCGAGUCCUUGGUCCAAGUGGGACUCCUUCCGGGGAACUUCAAGGACUUGGAGUGGGAGCAGAAGAACAAGGUUCCGGACUGGAACCUCGUCCGUGCCGCUGUGGUUGGGGGCCUGUACCCCAACAUCAUCCACGUCUCGCGGAGUCCCCCGAAGUUCCAGAGUGCGACCAUGAUGGACAAGGCCAAGUACCUCACCUACCAAGUGCUGCAGAGGCACGUGAAGAUGGAACAGCAAUCCUAUCCAAAGCGCCUCAACGUGCAUCCGAACUCGCUGAUGUUUGGCCACGAUCAGUUCCAUUGCCCGUGGUUAGCCUACUAUACCAUCCAGCAGACCAGUAAGCUCUAUGCCUACGACGUCUCGGAGGUGAGCCCUUUUGCUCUGCUCCUGUUCGGCGGUGAGCUGGAGCCAAAUCACGGUGGCAUCGAGGUGGGGAAGUGGGCCACCUUCAAGUGCCGGGGCGGCAAGCAGCUCCUGCCCCUCCUGCAGGCUGCGCGUAAGGCCAUCCAGGACGUCCUGGAGCGAAAGCUCGAGGACUUGAAGUUCGAUCUCAGCAGCUCCAAGGAGCUGCGUGCGUGCAUCGAGCUGCUCAAGUGCAAUGGCCUAGGCUUUCGCAAAGAGGACCCAGCCGACAUUGUGCGGUGCAGUGACGGGCAGGAUCGUGAGUUCAACGAGUUCGAGAACGAGACGGCUUACAUGACGCGGAAGGCCUUUGACCCCUUUGACCUAUCGCAAGACUUCGUCAUGAGACUUUGGAAGGAUGACGAGCAGCAAGAGCGCAUGAACAAAGUGUGGCCCGGAGCUUGCGCAGUGCCUUCGUGCGUUUCCCAAGAUGCCACUCACUCUUCACCUGCCGAAGCCCACAGUGCAUACAUCUUGGUUACCAGCUCUGUCCGCCAGUCUGUUCACACCCGAACCGUUCCUGGCAGAUUGCCCCUGUUCCUGUUUCGCAGCUUGGUGUCGGCUUUGCUGCUGUUGAAGCUGCUAAGCGGGUGCCAGUGGCGCGGCUCCACGAUGCCCAGGCUUUUGCGCUGGGCGCCCUUAGCGCCCUUAGCUCUCCUUUCGCUGGGCGUUUCUGGCGAGGGAGCCGGCUCCAUAUCGCCCCAUCACGGCCAAACCAGCCACAGUAGAAGCACGCCGCAGGCGAAGGCCCACCACCAGGAGCGGCAAGCGAUUUCCAAGGCCGCAGACCACCAGACAGUCCUGCUCGAGCGGAGCGACCCCAAGCCCGAGAGCAAGGCAAAUAGUAGCAAGGGCAGCCCGAAGGAGCUAACGUGCCAACCCGACUCUGAGCUCUUUCAGCAAGUUGUCGCAAGUAAAGACAGGAAGCUCUUCUUCAGUGAGAGGAAGGCCACGACAGUCCCCUUGCAGGACAUUCUGGGAAUUCCACGUUCAUGUGAAAGCUGGAAAGACAAACCGCAGUGCUGCACGAGGAUGUUUUACAAGCGCCUGGGUGAUGAGACCCAGCCCAUGGCAAAGGAGCUCGCAUACGUCCAGGAUCAGUACAGACACUUCAGAGAGGACACCGUUCAGUUUGCGUUGGAGGCGCAGACGGAUAAGCAGUCACCUGAGGCAGAACGGUUGAGGGAAGCAGCGGACAUAGCACAACGAGGCAUAGAGCACGUUCUGGACUUCAUCAAUCAAUGUGAAGAUCCGCUCCGCCUGUUCUUCACGUCUAUGGCGUGUUCUCUUUGUCGGCCUAACUUGGACGAUUACCUGACUGAAGGGACGAUCCUGCAGAUCAGUGGAGAAAACGUGACUGAGCUGGCGAAGAACUGCUCCAUGAUGCCAAAAAAGCUGAAAAAAGCAGGAAAGCUCUUCAUGGAAGCUCGCAAUGCUCUCAGGGAGAACAACACUUGCCAGGAGCGUUGGUACGUGCAUACUCAAACCUGGCUUGACCGAGCCGCGAGGUUGUCGCUGCUCCGGUCCAAGGACAUUCGACCCAAGUAUGUCGAGAGCACCUUUCUCAAGGCAUUGCAAAGCAAGGGCUAUGUCUACGAGCCCGAGGAGUGGGGCGACGUCCUUCUGCUCCACAUCUCCGUCCUCGCGACAGAUGACGAGAGACGUACCUUCGUGGCGCAAGAUGAGUUGCGGUUCUUCGUGCCGAAGGAAUCAAGGAUCCAAGACAUGCGAGAGAAAGCAAAAACUAUUGACGACCCCGACUUCUCGGCGGACGCGGACGACGAAGGCGCGAGCAACAAAGACGUCGACGACGACGACGACGACAACGUCACUGCAGCAGCCAACAACGGUGCAAACUCGCUGUCCGAGCUCGGAGAGACGUCUGAGAUGUCCGAGGACCAGGAGCUGAAGUGUGUGAACGGCAAGAAGCGGCGCUGGCACUGCCAGUGCAACCACUGUUGGACAGGGCCUAGCUGCAACGUGAAGAUGGUCGAGGGCCCGGCCAUCAACCAGGAGUUUGAGCCGCUAGUGGCAGAGAGGGCGGCCGGAGCAGGAGGGUAUCACCAGGAGCUGGCCGUGCAAGGUUGUCAACUGCACACGGACCUCCGCUACCAGUUGGCCCGCGUCACCUUGGUCCCGAUUUGUGAUGUCGCCGAGGGGAGGAGGAAGACCGAGGAUCUGUGCAAGACACCGCAAAAUAGCUACAGCAACGCACUGCGCUUGAAGAUUCCGUCGAGGGUGUCACGCAGGCAGUACGUCUACUCGAUCGAUGCCCCCAUCGGUGCCUUCGCAAGGUAUGAAGUUUGCUACUGCUACGGAGUGGCGUGCUUUGACGACAAAGACUGGCAGACGAAAGAAAGCUUAGCGGGAUGGUCCAGCGUGGGCCAAGUGGAAGUGGUCAACACGGAAGAAGAGCGUGAUGAGAUCGUCUUGAAGAUGUUCGAACCUUCGGCCCUGAAGGCUCGAUGGAUCCGGGAGCAGCCCCCCAAGCUCUGUAAAACAGAUUGGUACUUGAAGGAGCAGGAGACGUUCUUUUUCGUCCGCCGGGGGCAAAACGUCUUCUUCAACUGCAGCGAGGGCUUCCAAAACCUGAAGGGGGUCGAGCAGCUGACUUGCCACAAUGGGGCCUGGAAGGUGGCCAAACAUUCCGAGGACAACCCCAUGGAGCAAAAACUCUCGCCCCCGGACAUGGCGGUCUGGGAGCAGGGACAGUUUCCCGAGUGUUCUUGGAAACACGCGGGCAGCUGCACGACGGACGAUCCCCUAAGCGUGGUAUCGCCUCGAAGUCCUCCGAUUACCAACGACUUCUCCGGUGAUGGCCGGGUACACUACCGGUGCAACCCUAAAAAGGGCACUGGGCAGCCCAUGCGCCUGGUGGUCUGGGAGCCAGAGCUGAACCUCACCAAGGGAGCGCAGGUCAUCUACGACCGUAGCAAGGUCGCCGAAGUUCUGAGCUUCGAAGAGAAGAAGUACCAGGUCAAGUUGCUGGAAAGUGGCGAGGAGAAGACCGCGGAGCCGGAGAAAAUAGAGUGGCUACCGUCAGAAACGAGCUACGUGCGUUGGUGUGGCGAAGGAGGUAAGUACGAGCCGAGCCAGGUAAAGAUCCGCUGCUUGCUGGUCCUGCCUUCUGAGACCGAGAAGGAGGAUGCCGACGAUCAGCAAGCGGCCAAGGGUGACUAUGCCUCGGGUGCUUUCGUGCCCGAGCAGGAGGCAACGACCACGACCACGAAGAAGCCGGCGCCCGCCUCGCUACUGGAGCAGAGUGGCUCCUCUCUUCUUGAGGCCUCUGCCAGUGGCGGCGGUGUCCGCGCGAAAGCCGUGCAAGUUGAGCAGGCUGUGGACAGAUCUCCGCCGCUGCAGCUGCAGCCAUGGCCGGUGAUGUUUUCUCAAGAUGCAGAACACGUCCUCCGCGUGGACAGCUGCUGGAUGAGUGCCAUUAACUGCAGCGACGGCACCGUUGCGAAGGACACCGUCCGGUCAUUGCAGAGGGAGUCUGUGAUGCUGGAGCCACCGGCCACCUCCGAGGAGGCGGUCCAACGCUGUGCCGCGCUGGCUCUCAUUCUCGGUCUCAUGCUGCUGGGCUGGCGGGCGGCUCAGGGGUCGGAUCCGCAGGGCGUCGCGGGGUGCGCGGCGCCUGGAAAGGUCAAGCCAAAGCCCUUCGGAGACCGGCAAGCGCCGGAUGUCGAAGUGACGUGGAGGCGGAGGCCCCUGAUCAAUGCAGGUCGUGCUCUAAAGUCCGAGUCGGAGCCCUGGUUUGUGAAGGACAUCUACGAGGCACUUUUCCAUUCUGGAGAGAUGUUCUUCGGCGGCUUUCCAGGGGGCGAUGGCUUCCCCGGCAUGCCGGGGAAGGGCGGAGGCCGGGGCAAGAACGCGGACACGACGAAGUUCUACAAGCUCCUCGAGGUGGAUAAGAAUGCCUCAGAGGCCGACAUCAAGAAGGCAUACAGAAAGCUGGCCGUGAAGCAUCACCCUGACAAGGGCGGUGACCCGGAGAAGUUCAAGGAGAUCACCAGAGCCUAUGAGGUUCUCAGUGAUUCCGACAAGCGUUCGAAGUACGAUCGUUUCGGUGAGGAAGGCCUGGACAACGACGGGCCUGGCGAUGCAGGAGACAUCUUCGAAGCCUUCUUCGGGGGAGGCGGCCGCCGGGGUGGAGGCGGACAGCGAAGGCGCCAGAAGACCAAGGAUGUGGUUCAGAACCUCAAGGUCACACUGGAGCAGAUGUAUGUUGGCGCCACGAAGAAGAUGGCCAUCACUCGCCAGGUCAUCGACAAGAAGAAAGGCGUCCAGGAGUGUCGGGAAUGCGACGGCCGCGGCGUGAAGGUCGAGGUUGUGCGCAUGGGGCCCAUGAUUCAGCAGAUGCAGUCGCAGUGCCACUCUUGUGGUGGCCAGGGCAAGAGCUUCCAAACGAAGCAGGAGAGGGAGGUGCUGGAGGUGCACGUGCAGAAGGGCUCGCCAGAUGGCCACAAGGUCACCUUCAGGGAAAUGGCAGACGAGCACCCGGAUGCGGACGCCGGAGAUGUGAUCUUCGUGCUGAAGCAGCAGGAGCACGCCGACUUCAAGAGGAAAGGCGCCGACCUCUACGUCGAGCGCAAGAUCUCCCUGGUCGAGGCCCUCUGCGGCUUCCAGAUGGAGCUCACGCACCUGGACGGCCGGAAGCUUCUCAUCAAGACGCAGCCAGGUGAGAUCGUGAAGCCCAUGUCCCAGGGCUUCGACCCUCUGGCCAAAGAGGAGAGCAAGACCGAGUGGGAAGUCAUCGAGGAUGCAGACUGCCCCUCCGUAGAGAAUGUCGCGCAGGCGGACACCACGGACAUCGACACGCUCAAGAAGGCGUGCGAGACCCAACUCAAGCGAAAGGGCAUCGACGUGGGGUGCUUCGUCGUCGAUGGCCAGCGUGCCUACUUUAAGCAGUGCUCCCGCGAAGAGGCUCUAGCAGCCAAAAAGACGCGCCGUGGCAGCACGAUGUACGUCCUCCCUGAUCCAGAUGCCAAGAAGUCCUUCCGCAUGAUGAAGGCUGUCAAGGAUGAGGGCAUGCCUACCUACAAGAACCCGUUCGUCCAUGGCAAUCUCUUCCUGAUCCUCACCAUUGAGUUUCCGGACAUGCUCUCUCCAGAGAACCAGACAGCUAUGGCAAAGCUGCUGCCACCGCCGCUGAACGUGCCAAAGUGGACGGAGGACGACAAGGAUGUCGAAAUUCACAUGGUGACCGACAUCGACCCAGUGCAGUCCUUCAACUCAAACAAGGUCAACAUGCAAGCGGGCGGUGAGGCCUACGACGACGAUGAGGAGGAUGGUCCUCGUGGGGGCCCUGGUGGUCCUGGUGUGCAGUGCCAUCAGCAGUGA
Symbiodinium sp. CCMP2456 is the source of this 6720-nucleotide messenger RNA. The record is from the annotation of a GenBank genome assembly. NCBI's taxonomy places the organism in Eukaryota, Dinophyceae, Suessiales, Symbiodiniaceae.